AACCUGUCGAGUUGACUGCGUUCCACCCACAUCCGCUCUGCCCUCUGGAUGUGCUGCAAUGUUAAUCCUUGUGCCCUUCCUCGUAUGGCAUCGAUGAACUGCAGUACUCGUGCUGUUGCCCUGAUCAGUCUCUCGUAAGAAGAGAAGCAUUCUAUGUCUGGCAGUUGUGCAGCGUCCUUGGUGUCGCUCUGAUGCGCCACGAUUUCCUCCAACUCUUCAUCAUCCCCUGCCUUCUCUUCCUUCCGGUGAGGCCAUCUGUCUUCUUCCUCGUAGAGAAAUGACGGUCCUGUGAACCAUUGGUCGUUUUCUCCCUUGCUCACGAAGUUCAUGCGCGUCGAUCGUCGGUCGAUCUGCUAUGUUCUCCGCAGUCGGUAUCCACCUCCAUUGCUCGGGUGAUGUCUUCUCGGCUAUCUUCCCUAAUCGAUGAGCUACGUAUGGAGUGUAACGCGCCGUAUCGUUCUGUAUCCAUUGGAGCGCCGUAGUAGAGUCCGUCCAAUAAACGACCCUACCUGCUACCACUCUGUGUUCGUCCUGUACGAAUUCCGCGAGUCGCGCACCUAUCAAGUUCGCCUGCAACUCUAGUUGCGGUAUACUCUGCGCCUUAAUCGGAGCUACUUUCGCCUUGGCCGCCACUAAUCUUACCCUAAGCGUUCCGUCGCGAUAUCGUAUACGCCAAUAUGCUGCGGAUGCGUACGCGCGUUCACUUGCGUCGUUAAAAAUGUGAAGUUGACGCUCUACGACUCCCCCCGUAGGAGCAUAGCACCUUGGCAGGCGCAGUCGUGACACCUCCUCGACGACUCGCAGCCACCUCUGGAACUCAUCCGCUGCCUCCUCGGAUAGUUCAUCAUCCCAUCCGACCUUCUUCAUACGCCAUAGGUCUUGUAACAGGAUCUUGGCGGUGAUGGUGAGGUAGCUGAGCAGUCCCAGUGGGUCAAACACCGACAUGACUGCGCUCAAUGCCUCCCUCUUGGUCGGUGGUCGCUGUAGCGCCUUUACUUCCUGUGGCACCCGAUUAAUAGAUGUAUCAAAGGUCAGGGCGUCUUCGUCGGCCAUCCACAGUAACCCUAAGGUCCUUCCCGGGCCAUCUUGCCUUAGGCCCACCUCCUUAGGCGACAGCGCGCUCCUCUUCCCGUCGCGGCCUACUCUUAAGCGAGAUGCCUAUAGAAUCUAUCUCAUACUGCCGUUUGAGGAGAUCUGUUAGCUCCUCGUCCUGACUGACGAACGUUUGGAUGUCCGUCCGCUAGUCCUUGCCAUUUGUAGUACCGUUUCGCUAUCUUGUCUACACGUUACCUGCGGCACGGUCCCUUGAAUCACCCACCCUAAUAACGUCCUUGCAGCUAUGGGCUGCCUCCGGCGUCCUAUCCUUAAUUACGGGUGAUUAUUAAAUGCCAGUUGUCGGCUCCUAAUAAUACUCUCGGCUUCGCGUCGUCGUAACAUACCGCACUCGGUGAGUCGCGUAAGUGCUUCAACCGCAAGCACUCCCUACUCACAGACUGCGAGCCUAUCUUUAAAUUCGUUAUCAUUCGCGCACUUAUACUAUAAAUUUCACUGCGCGUCUUGCCACGUAUUCCUAUGUUCACUAACCUAUCGGCCUCGCGUUGAUUAUUAUUUACGCCUCUAAUAUUGAGCGGCUUUGUUGGUCCUUCCGCUUCUAACUCGCGAGCUAAGUCGUUGUCGGUCAACGAUAUGGUGGAGCCUUCGUCGAGUAGCGCAUAUGUAUCUACUUCCUUACCACGCGGUCCGCGCACGGUAAUGAGGUACACUAUCAAUAAUACCGACGCACUACUGUCAACGUUUGACGCGACGAGCACGGUUACGUCCGUGUUUUCCGACGUUUCAGGCGUCCGGGCUUUGCGGGUGUGAAGGAGGCCAUGGUGGGGGGCUUUGCAGCCGUCAAUGCCUGCAACUUUACAAGGCGCAGGUUCGGCCUCACAUGGAAUACUGUUCCCAUCUCUGGGCUGGGGCUCCCCAGUGCCAGCUUCUUCCACUUAACCGCAUCCAGCGCAGAGCGGCUCGAAUCGUCGACGACCGAGUCCUUUCCGAUCGGCUCGACUCAUUGGCACUGCGAAGAGAUGUUGCAUCUCUUAGCAUUUUCUUUCGCAUUUACCAUGGGGAGUGCUCUGAGGAAUUGUUCGGAUUAAUCCCAGCCGCCAAAUUUCACGAACGCACAUCGCGGCAGAACUCCCGAUACCAUCCACACCAUCUGGAUGAUUCGCGGUCCACCACUGUGCGAUUUAGAAGAUGUUUUCUUCCUCGCACAACUUCCUUGUGGAAUAGUUUACCACCAGCGAUUUUUCCGGACCGAUACGACUUAGAGACCUUCAAGAAAAGAGCCUACUCCUUUUUAAAAGGCCGGCAACGCAUCUGCAAUUCCCCUGGUGUUGCAGUUGUUCAUGGGCGGCGGUAGUCACUUACCAUCAGGUGAGCCGCAUGCUCGUUUGCCCCCUCUCCUAUAAAAAAAAAACUUCCUAGCCUUACACCUAAGGCGCCGGUGUUUGCUGCUUAAACACACCCCAUCUUCCCUUACCCACUUCCAUCGGUCGUCCAGACCCAUUUGUGCCAGCUUCUUAAAUUUGGCGAUUGGGUGUUCACCCCCGCAACACAUACACGGGACACUUCCGUUGUCCUCCUGUGUGGUGAACGUCUUUACGUCGCGGGCCCUAUCCUCUACGCGGCGUGUCAACACUAUCCUUUUCGACGGCGGUGCUUUUCGUCUUACGGGCGAUUCCUUAGUCGGCGUUACGGAUGUAUAGGCGUGACUUAACGCACGGUCAGCCUCUCUCAUCUUAAACCGGGAUAAUGUGACAAUGUUCGGUUCGUCCGCACUUCCGUAGUGCUCCGCAUAAUCGCACCAACGCGACCGUAAGUGGGGGCUUAGUUUACUCGUGACCUCCCCUAGUUAGCAUCGGAUUUUGUAAAUAUCAGUUGCCGUUGACGUUCUGCAUUAUACAUACCAUAUUUUGCAAUUUAAUAGCGAACGAGUUUAAUUCCUGGGCGGUUUGACCCGGGCGCGAAAGGCGUUUUAACUCAUCUAACGUAGACGUAGUAUUGUCAGAAACGUGGAUAAAAUUGGUUAACCGACGAACUUCGAAGAAGAAUCUUCUUUCUUCUGUAUGGUCUUCGGAUCUUCCAGCUUCGAUCUUCUGGCUUCUAUCCGGCGACGAUGGAACAAGAAUUGUAGGGGACUGCAGUGGACUGUAUGAUUUUAUUGUGUGACGACUGAUGUUAUUUUACUGUGUAGGGUAAACUAUACUAAGGACGGUUGAAGAAAAGAUGGUAUUGUAGACGAUUAUGUAUUGCACUAUUUACAAGCGGCUUUUAAUGCAAUUGCAAAAAAAAGGUAAGCGGUCUUCAAUGGAGUAUUCUUUCUUGAGGUUUUCUCUCUUGAUGUAGUAUCUCGUAGUGUCGCUUCCGAAAUGAACAGCUCACAUCCUAAAACUCCCUUCUUAUAUUUCCAAUAAGAGUGUCUCGGCACGUGAGUGGUAUUAUAAGAUGUGCCGCGCGCUGAUUGGUCGGCGGCAUCGCGUGAUCUUCGGGCGGUGUGCGGGGCGCAAUGGGGUAUGAAGGGGCGACGGGGAGGCGGCUCCCUUCGCUGUCCGUAACAAUUAUGUAAUAUAAAAUAUUAAAUUUUGCCAUCUUUACUGAUGUCAUAUUAGUGUGAUGUACAGGGUGAAGUUGACAAGAAAGAUGACUCCGGCAAUGAGACUGGUGCUGGUGAGCCUGAGGUGGAUGAUGACUCGGCCUUCACUGGUUAUGAUAAGAACAAGAGUUUCUUUGAUAACAUCUCCUGUGAGGCUGUCGAGAGAUCGAAAGGGCGCAGCCAGCGAACGGACUGGCGGACCGAGCGCAAGCUGAACUCUGAGACGUUCGGCGUGGCGUCGGCGCGCCGCGGCGCCUGGCGCGGCCGCGCCAACUGGCGGCACAACCCGCACAACCCACACAACCCGCACAACUCGCAUCAUCAACCCAUGUCGUACUUCCCCAGCUGGCGGGCGAUGCGCGGCGCGCGCGGCCGCGGCAACAACAACAUCCGGCAGCCGCGCAGCAGCGCGCCCGCGCCCGCGCCGCACGCCGCGCCGCACGCCGCACAGCACCACUCCACCGCCGCCGCAAAGUAGAAGAUAGCAUGCCGCAGGGAGUACACUGAAUCUUAAUUUAUUAUCGCGUGGACUAAUCACAAAGCAAACAAGUAACGGAAAUGCGUGAGAUGGUGAUUUAAGUGUGUUAUGUAAUCUAUUUAAAAAAGCUGAAGUUGUAUUUGUGGGAAGAAAUUAGGGAUGUGAUUUUAAGAAGAUGGACAUUGUUUUGGUGUGAUAGUGUUGUAUCCAAUAAAUGGAAGGUGUCAGCCGGUGAUUCCCGCAAGAACGAGCAAGCAAAAUAUCUACGUCCAGAUGCAUUCGCACUUAGUAUAGUGUAAAAAGAGUAGGUGAGCAAAAUGUGUUCUCUAUUUUGGGCAGUUUUAUUGACAUCCCCUAAAUUUCGACAUCCUUGUCUAUAUUGAAGCUAUGUUCUGUGAUUCUGGAUGUCAAUAUCAUAAUUGUACCAUGUAAACUGACUCCUCGUAAUUCUAAUGAGGCUAUGUAGCAAGCCCCUGCAUAGUAUUAAAUGUCAUGCCCAAUGAAUUAUAUUUUCAUAGCUUCAAACAUAUUACGCAGUUGUGCCUAUUAAAGUUGUAACAAGAUGUUGUUAGAUUAUUAAAUAUGUUUUACUACGGUCAAGUUUCGAAAUGUCAGAGUUUUUGUUUUAUUUAAAAUAGCAAUGACUGAAUGUUGUAACAAUGGUCCUUUAAUGAAUGUGUUAGCUGACACUAUUAAAUCUUAGCUUAUCGAGAUACCUUUGAGCAUGUUUAAAUUGCUCUGCUGGCCAGAUUAUUCACGAAUUUUUAGGUAGAUUAAUGAAACUACUCAAGGUGUCUUCGGCUUUAACUUAGAAAUUACUUGAGUUAAUCGUUGACCGUAUUUUAUUGUUAGAUAAUCAAUGUGAUGGUGGGACUGCUGAUGUGAUCUGAUGACAGUAUCGCUGGAUUUGUAGUUAUUAUUGUAAAGUCUUAAUGGACUACUUUUUAUUGGAGUGAUUUUUAUUGUAAAGGGAUACUGUCAUGUUUCAUGAUAUGCCAC
Molecule: messenger RNA, 5117 nt
Organism: Parnassius mnemosyne (clouded apollo)
Lineage: Eukaryota; Metazoa; Arthropoda; Insecta; Lepidoptera; Papilionidae
Source: the annotation of a GenBank genome assembly